Vespula vulgaris is the source of this 1067-nucleotide messenger RNA. It is a transcript of the gene TpnCIIb, whose product is annotated as troponin C-like. Bases 295 to 738 code for a protein of 147 amino acids. The transcript is spliced from 5 exons. NCBI's taxonomy places the organism in Eukaryota, Metazoa, Arthropoda, Insecta, Hymenoptera, Vespidae. The record is from RefSeq and is a predicted model, not a curated record. Gene Ontology annotation, molecular function: enzyme regulator activity; calcium ion binding.
GCUCGUGGAGGGAUGGGGGAGUAGAUUUCUCAGCUUCGUCUUUCCACGUCGGAGCUUAUAAAAGAUAUUCGGCACAGCUUGGACGUUUAGUGUUGGUACGAACGGCGAGAAGUGGCGAGGAGUAGAAGAAGAAGAACAAGAACAAGAGGAAGAAGAAAAAGAAGAAGAAAAAGGGAAGAAGAAACGAAGGUGUCCCGAACUUUAUCUUUUCUGGAUCUUGACGACUAAAAAAAGGAAGAAAAAGAAGAACAAGAAGAAAAAGAAGAAGAAGGAGAAGACAAAAAAUAAAAUAAAAUGGACGAGGAACAAGUACAAAUGCUCAGGAGAGCUUUCUCCAUGUUUGACUCCACUAAAUCCGGAAGGAUCGAAAAGGAAAAGGUCAGGACGAUCCUUAAUACAUUAGGACACACUUUUGACGACCAUGAACUCGAAGUAUUACUGAAACAGGAAGACGAAGAUGGAAGCGGUAAACUGGAUUUUGAUUCGUUUUAUCGAGUGGCAACGCAUUUCCAAGAAGAGGACGACGAGGCACUUCAAAAAGAACUCAAAGAAGCUUUUCGUUUAUACGACAAAGAGGGAAAUGGUUAUAUACCGACCAGCUCACUUCGCGAAAUCUUGGCAGCUUUGGACGAUCAAAUAACGCCUGAUCAAAUGGAUGGUAUGAUCGCUGAAAUCGAUACCGAUGGUUCCGGUACCGUUGAUUUUGACGAAUUCAUGGAAAUGAUGACCGGUGAUUGAGACCAAAGAGGAUCCCUCUCAAAGGAUAUUUUCUUUCAAAUUAAAUUAUCAAAGCUGUGCCUUCUCAACGCAAAUCAAUAUCGCCUUCGUUGAAAAUAUUAUUUAUUGUAAUCAUUUUGGUGCUUCCGUAUCACUCGAUGCGAUACUCGUUAAAUUAAUUUUAAGCUGAAUUAAAAUAAUAUAUGUAUGUGUGUGUGUGUAUGUAUGCACGCUUAAGCGUAGGACGUAUCCUCGCAUUGAUGCAAUAAUGUACGAUAGAAUUUUACGAAAAGAAAAGAAAAAAGAAAAAAAAAUGAAAAGAAAAAAUACAACGAACGUAUUUGAAAGAA